UUUUCCCCGCCUAUUAAAAACAAACACGUAAAUGUAGGGGUGUCUCUCCGAGUGCCACUCCACGUUUUCGACUUCCCUGCGUUCGAGUCUCAGUCAACCCAACCGGUGACGACCUCUCAGUCCCUCCACGACACGUGCUCCCGGGCCUGUUCGAACGUGCCCGACCGCUUCUCUCGCCCGCCGCCGACGCGACAGUGCACCAUCAACAGCGUGAGCGACCUAGAGGGACAAGGCAGCAGAAGCUCGUUGUUCAACUCGCACAACCCAUCCGGCGGCGGCAUCGCGACAGCGGAGGUGACUCAAGAGGCAGCUCGGGAAGAGGGACCGGAAGGCACCAUGUCAGAGAAGGAACAGCCUCCGAUGAUGGACCAGAAGCUCUGCGUUGCCGGCUGCGGCUUCUUCGGAUCCUCGCAGACAUCGCAGAUGUGCUCAAAGUGCUGGAAGGACUCGAUGUCUAAGUCUAUGCUAGGGGCGGAGGGAAAGAAAGAGAACGGUGCAGGCGCAGGGUCCUCCCCUUCCUCCUCGUCUCCGUUGCCAUCGUUGUCCAAGCCCUCUCCUAUGGAAGAGAGCAGCACAGCAGCACCAGCACCAGCAGGAGGGGACGGGUCCGGAGUAGCCUCGGGGGAAGCAAUCGGCGCCAGCAGCAGCAGCACCGCCGCCGCCGUCGCGGCCCCACCCCUCACACCGCCACCGACCGUCGCCGCCGCCGCCGCCGUGGCAGCUGAGACCCCGACCGUGGAGAUGACGCCAGUGCCCCCACCGCAACCCCCGUCUUUCUCCACGCCCAUGGCGGUCGCGGCGCCUGCGCCGAGCCCCCUGUCGUUCAGCGUGGGCGGGGCCGCGCCAGCUAUCGGCGGGGGAGCCGCGGAGGAGGACGCGGCGGGGAUGGCGGUGGCGACGGCGGCGGCGAUGGAGGCGGCGGCGGAGCCGGCGGCGCGUCCCGUGCAGAAAAACCGGAAACGGUGCUUCACCUGCCACAAGAAGGUGGGCUACACGGGCAUCGCCUGCCGUUGCGACUACGUGUUCUGCUCCCUCCACCGCUACCCGGAUCAGCACGACUGCACGUUCGACUUCAAGACCUCUGACAGAAACGACCUCAAGAGGACAGUGGUGGGCGGGGGGAAGUUCAGUAAGGUCGACCGCCUCUGACACGGCGGGUCUCCGACGAUCGAUGUCGUACGACUGGCUGGCUUGACCCUGCCCGCGCUUUGGUCGGGUCGCUUUUGUCUCUCCUCCCGUCGGUGAUUUCCGUUUUAUCCUUGUGAGGCUGUGCAGUUGGAAAGUAGAGGGCGGUUGAAACGAGGGCGCUCGGAAAUGGCCACGGGGGAGAAAAGCGGUGACGUUGGGCUGAGCAUUCACCAUUCGCGGACCGAGGGGGGGG
Molecule: messenger RNA, 1381 nt
Organism: Ectocarpus sp. CCAP 1310/34
Lineage: Eukaryota; Phaeophyceae; Ectocarpales; Ectocarpaceae
Source: the annotation of a GenBank genome assembly